AUGGUCCUGGCUCUCUCGGGAGCACUGCCGAAGGGCCGAUGGAUCCCUUGUGGGCAGACGGGGUGUGGGCUUUAUGCCACCGAGGCCCCUUGUUUUCUCUUCCAUGGUCCACGGCAGCCUCCAAUGUUCCCGGGACUUCUCAAGAAGGGAAGGAAGGAAGAGAAGCCGCCCGUGAGACCUCUGCGUGCAGCCAUCAGGUGGGAGUGCUGGGAGCACCACGGGGAGGAUCGGGAGCAGCGGCCACACCAGCCUUUGCCCAAAAGGAGAUUGCCGAGCCUGGUCCCCACCCCAUUUGGGCUGCGGCCAAAACAGAUGGACCUGCCCCGGGUUACAAAAGAGUAUUACGAGGAGCAGGCGAAAUUUGACGAAGAUAUGGAAAGACGUAAGAUCCGUCACCAGCUUGCCAGCCGCACAAAGCCUGCCAUUCCUCUUCCGGCCAGCAAGCCGAUGAGUAAACAGGUGGAUUCGGGACAGAGUUCCAGGAGGCCACCUGUUCAGCGACCACACACAGGGGAUUUGGACGAGAUCCGCCGCCUGCGCGCCAAGGUGAUAGCCUCUGUUGAGCGCACCAAGAAGCCCGCAGGCAAGCGGGACAAACCCUCGGGAAAGCCAUCUGCACCAAUUCGGCCAUCCGCACCAAUUCGGCCAUCCGCACCAAUUCGGCCUCCCGCACCAAUUCGGCCACCCGCAGGGGAUUUGGACGAGCUCUGCCAUCAGCUCUCCAAGCUCGCCAUCUCCCCUGCCGGCAGCAGGACAGUGGCCAUGCCACCCACGGGAGGCACCCCCUUGGCAAGGAUGAGCCACCAGCUGCCCAAGAGGACGCUGUCUGCCACCAGCCAAAUGAAUCCCGCCGUGCCUCCUCAGGGCAGCAAGCGGGCCAGGGUUUUGGAGAUGGUAAGGCCUCGGAUUUAUUAUUAUUUUAUUAGUUAUAUAGCACUGGAUUCCGAAGGCUCUAGUUGUUCCACAGAAUUAAAGACAAAACAG
Hemicordylus capensis (graceful crag lizard) is the source of this 984-nucleotide messenger RNA. Its product is annotated as protein piccolo-like. The record is from RefSeq and is a predicted model, not a curated record. The annotation marks the transcript as partial. NCBI's taxonomy places the organism in Eukaryota, Metazoa, Chordata, Lepidosauria, Squamata, Cordylidae. The transcript is spliced from 9 exons.